This is a messenger RNA of Penicillium cosmopolitanum, 1005 nucleotides long. RefSeq lists its product as uncharacterized. The record is from RefSeq and is a predicted model, not a curated record. The transcript is spliced from 2 exons. NCBI's taxonomy places the organism in Eukaryota, Fungi, Ascomycota, Eurotiomycetes, Eurotiales, Aspergillaceae. The coding region runs from base 1 to 1005 and encodes 334 amino acids.
AUGACCGCUGGCCUCAGCAUCAAAUCGAUCGUCAUCUUCUUCGCCCCGAUUGUUCUACCACGCCUUUUAGUAGCAUAUCGUUCUUUCAAUGCAUCCGUCGCCUCUCCUUCCCCUUCAUACCUUACGCGCCCGAAAAAAAAUAUAUUCCAGCUCACUAAAUCGCGCAUCACAACCUCCACCGAUGUACUCUUCACUCGCCUCGCACGACUUCGGCCCAGCGAGACCCUGACCGUGGCUGAUGAGCUCCUCAAACAAGGCCUCACUUCGAUAAGCGCCCGCAAGAUCUACCUCGCCUUCGGUCCGGAUACCAUCACCAAGUGCGAGUUCUGCUCGAUCAAUACGCCGUCUACAUAUCUCUUCUUCUAUCUCCCAUUCCAGGUCCUUCUGCCGCACCUGGUGCAUGUUCUGAUCUUGUUGAUCGUGACAUCAAAGGCCCUCUCCGGCUCCGAAUGCACUCGCUGGCGAGGCAAGUUCACACUCGUUGCAUCUUUGGUGGCAUUCUGUGAUAUCUAUCUUGCGACGACUCAUGAUGCGCUGAACGGAGGGUCAGCCCUGGACAGAGCAGCCAAGAAUGCCCCCGUCAGCUAUGGCUAUUACUACAUCUCAACCUUGGCCCGACCCUUCAUCUUCGGUGUGUUUGACCUGGGCUGUGCUGCCAUCAUCUACCUCUCCUCCACGCACCGAUUCUUCUUCAAACAACCGUCGUCUUCAGAACAAUUGGACCAAGGGGUCUCCACGGCCCUGAAGAUGUUGAACGGUGUCCAGUCCAAGCUCCACGCCACAAGUGUCACCCGCAACGCGAUUGUGCGGGAUCGGUCGCUCAAGCAGCGCGAUGACGCAUACUGGCAGGCCAUCGCGGCGGUGGAGGACCGGACUCGAAGCGGGGGGGACGACCGCAGGGUCGGGGCAAGGGGGUUCAGGCGCAGGUGCAGGCGCGGGAACGGGUCCGAGUACAGUGGUGAACAAUAUCUGGGAAGAGCCGGAGGUAGUGCAGGCCAUGUCUAG